UUUUUAAAUAAAAAAUAUUUAUAAUUUUACAAAACUUACUUCAUUCUAGUAACAUAAAUCAUGUAAAUAUUUAUUUUUUGUGGAUCUAAAUUUUGUUGAUGGAUUAUGAGAUUUUUUGUUACGACAUUUAUUAGGUAGAUCUAUAUCUACAAUAAAAUAAAAACUAAAAUAAAAAUGUCUACACAAAAAAUUGUUAAAAGUAGGAAAUCUGUUGAAACUUCAAUUACAACCUCAAAUAACACUAAAUUGAAAAUAAAAAAUAAAAAAGGAUCAAAACUAAUAAAACUAAAUAUUGAUAGUCAAAAAUCAACUGAUGGAUAUCACUGUAUUCCUAAAAAUGCUGCUUUUGAAUAUAUAUCCAGGUCUGGUUAUAUAUUCAACAAAGUUUUAAAGGGUAAAAAAGUUAUUUGGGAAUCUCAAAACAAUGAAUUUGGAUACAAAGUAAUGAUUAAAAGUUAUAAUAAUGAAGAUUAUAUGACGAUUUUUUUCACAAACAAAAAAUUUAAAGUGUUUAAGGCUGGAAAAAAUGAUAUCUUCGAAAUGAUUACAGAUAUUAAAACCCACUCUGAUCUAAAGACAUUUGAUGAUGAGAUUAGUUCUAAUACUGAUGUGGAUUCAUGUAUUAAGCUAUACACCAAAGAUAAUGAAGGAAAAAAUGUUUUGAUGCCUACUGAUAUGUAUGAUGUUGAAUUUAAUGGAGAAGAUGUCGAGGUAUACAGUUUUAAAAAAGGAUCAAAGUGUACAAUGGUUAAAUUAGGAAAUUGUGUAAUUUGGGAAUAUGAAAAAAAUAAAAAUAUAUAAUAAGUUACACAAAUGUUUUUAGUUGAUUCAUAAUAAAAAUUUUAAAAAUAUCAACAAAAACGUGAAAACAAGAUUAAACUAAAAAUUAAUUAGAUGUUUGGAAUUUAUUUUCCUAAAAAUUAUCAAAAACAUUGGUUCUAGAUAAUGAGAAAUUUUUAAACAAAAAGGAAAUAUCAAAAAUUAUAUCUAACUGGAAAAUAAUUCAAUAUUUUGUCAAAUAUCUUUUUACAGAGUAUAAAAACUAACUGAAACCAAGGCAACUAUUAGUCAUGUGAAAGUUUAAUAUUUUUCCAUCAAACAUUUUUGUUUUGUUAAUUAACAGUUUUAAAAUAGUUUUAAAGUUGAUAAGUUUGGUUUUUUACCAAAAAUCCGUUUAAUUUUGAUUUAAAAAAUAUUAUUUUAAAUGC
Messenger RNA from Theileria parva strain Muguga, 1208 nucleotides. RefSeq lists its product as uncharacterized. The record is from RefSeq and is a predicted model, not a curated record. Bases 175 to 801 code for a protein of 208 amino acids. The transcript has a single exon. NCBI's taxonomy places the organism in Eukaryota, Apicomplexa, Aconoidasida, Piroplasmida, Theileriidae.